GACCUUUGGGUCUGAGGAGAGAAGGGAGACCGAGGCGCCCCUGGUCUCCCCGGCCCGUCAGGACCUGUGACGACGCUCAUCCAACCCGACGGGACCAACGUUACUGUCGUGAAGGGUGAAAAGGGCGAUCGUGGGAGGCGGGGCAAGCGAGGUCGACCUGGUCCCCAAGGGCCUCCAGGGGCUGUAGGGGACCUGGGUCUUCCUGGAUGGCCGGGCGCCGCCGGACGACCUGGCCCACCUGGCCCGCCCGGACUGCCAGGUCUUGGCCAGAAGGGCGAGCGAGGCCAAGUAGGGCCACCCGGACCUCCUGGUCCUCCCGGCCCCCCCUCCGGAGGACUCCUCAACAGCAUCUUGGGCACAAGCAGCAGCGACGUCGCCGAGACCUCCUCGAGAGGCACCGGCGGCCUCCCGGGUCCUUCGGGUCCUCCAGGUCCCCCGGGGCCCCCAGGAGCCCCAGGACCCCCGGCCAGGAGCACGGGGGAGAGCGACGGCGGCCAGAUGUACGUGCCUGUGCCCGGCCCCCCCGGCCCGCCAGGACCUCCGGGACCACCGGGGCUGCCUGGCUACACCGUUGAGGGCCCAGAGGGACCCCGUGGCCCGCCUGGCCCUCCUGGACACACCGUUCCUGGCCCACCCGGAGCGUCUGGGCCAAGAGGUCCCCCGGGAUAUGGCCAGAGAGGAGAAAGCUUGGGAGGCAUCGAAGGCCUGCGCAGGAUCACAGGAAACCUUGGUAACAGAGGACCCCCAGGCCCGCCCGGACCCCCAGGACCCCCGGCCAGUGGAGACCCGUCCUCCUCCUCCUCCAUCGUCCCCGGCGCCGUCACCUUCCCGGACAAAGCCUCGCUGUUGAAGAUGAGCGACAUGUCUCCCGUGGGAACCCUGGCCUUCGUGAUGGACGAAGAGACGCUGCUGGUCCGAGUCUCCGCUGGAUGGCAGUACGUGGCGAUGGGAUCAGUGAUUCCUUUACCCACGACCACCCCCGAGCCAGCCACGACCCCAGAGCCCCCAGUGGCGCGGCCUCCUCCCCUGCAGGUGGACUCUCUCGUCAACACCGUCGACGGACCCAGGCUGAGACUGGCCGCCCUCAACCAGCCAUACACGGGAGACAUGCACGGUGUUCGAGGGGCGGACUACUCCUGCUACAGGGAGGCGCGCAGGGCAGGUCUCAGGGGCACUUUCAGGGCCUUCCUCACCUCCAGGGUACAGAAUUUGGACUCCAUCGUGAGGUACUCCGACAGAAACUUGCCGGUGGUUAAUACGAAGGGAGAGGUCCUCUUCAACACGUGGCGAGAAAUAUUUUCGGGAACGGGAGGAAUAUUCUCUCAGAAGCCAAGGAUCUUCAGCUUCGAUGGAAAGGAAAUCCUGACCAAUUCUGCCUGGCCGCAGAAGUACAUCUGGCACGGCUCCGACCUCCUCGGCGAGCGCUCCCUCUCCUCGUAUUGCGACGCGUGGAACAGCGAGAGCGGCGACGUCGUGGGUCUCGCCUCGUCGCUCCUGAAGAACCGGCUCCUGUCGCAGGAUCGCCUCGGCUGCCACAACUCGUUCGCCGUCCUGUGCAUCGAAGCCACUAGCCAAGCACGGUAUCGGAGGCGGCGUCACGUGACCUCGCCCGAAGCUGAAAUGAGCCUCGAGCAGUACGAGCAGUUCCUCCGGGGGAUCGACAAGGUGAAGGAGGAGAACUGAGCGGGAGAGGAGGCGUUGGAAGGAUCUUAAUAUUUAAAUAUUCAGUGUACGUUCGUCCUUUUUCUUUAUUUUCCUUUUUUUUAAAUUCUCGUGACACUUGUUUGAGGAAUGGCGGUUGAUAGCACAAAAAAGGGGAAAAUAGGACAGUUUCAGAUUUCCCGGUGGACUGACGAUGUGACGGAAAACAAAAACGGAGGAGGUGAUCGCUACACAGGAAGAGACGAAGAGAGGGGAAAAUAAAGUUCAUACAGAGAGAAAAAAAAGGGGAGAGAGAAAAUACAGAAGAAAAAUAUAAUAAAAGGAAGAAAUGAAAGAAUAGCGAAAAAUGGUUCCUAUUAUUUUGCGCAUAUUCUCCACUGUUUGAUCUCCCUCCCCCCCCUCAAAAAAAAAAGAACUUUCGCUUCCUCUUUCCCACACUCCAGGACUGGCACUUUUGCUCAAAGGAGGAACUCGAGAAUACCUUAUGUGUUCGACAGCCAAGAGGGUUGGAAUGCGAUGAAGCCAGCCGCUGCUAUACUCCGAAAUAUCCUGAUUAUGAAUUUUACACAUACAUUCAUAUUCUAUUUAUUUUCCCGCAUGUGUCUCUCUUUUGUAGUAAUUUUGAAUUUCAUAUUUGUAUUUCAUCCCCCUGGUCUUUGUUUUCCAUGUAUGUGUCCCCCUUUUUUGGAUAAUAUAUAUGUAUUUUUUUAUCCUUCUUUCCGAACUUACAGGAAGAAUAUCGAGCUGAAUAAACCUCGCCCGAAGUAGGUGAAAGAAAGGUUAAAGAUUUCCUUAUACCGAGUCCCACGUGCACCAUAUCCUAACACACACUUAAAAAAAAACACACACUUUGUAUAAUAUCACCAACGAUAAGCUACAACCUUCACUCUUGUUAUCAUGACAGACCAAUCUUUGUGUCGUUGAGAUAACCUGUAUAUUGAUAACCAUGUGAAUCUUUGAGAUAUUUGACUCUGUGCUGUGUACGUUUUAUUAUGUACACACGUGCAGUUUGUUUAAUGUUUUAUGUAUUGCUUAGGAUUUUGAAUUAGAUGACUUACUGAUGGUAGGAAGUUUUAAGCUGUAGUCUCAUUCCAGAAGCUGUAUUAUUGUUGUCAUUAUUAUUAUUAUUAUUGUUUAUUUAUAUCGUUAUUCUUAUUAUUAUUAUUACUUUUCGUAUAUUCUGACACGGGAAAAAAUGAAAGAAAAAAAUACUCCUACAUAUGCAAUUAAAUCAUUGCGUUUGUUCUUUCAAACCUUAGUUCAUUGAUUUUGAUAUCGUGUUCUUUUAUCAUAUGUAAGCUUUUCGAUGUAAGGAAGAAUAGCUCUUAUUUUCUUAUAAUUUUUUUAAUAAACAUUAUAAUUAAUACAUAAUGAGUGGAUGUUAAUGAGACAUUUUCUCUUGUAUCAUUAUUAUUAUUGUCAUUAUUAUCACUAUUAUUAUUAUUAUUAUUAUUAUUAUUAUUAUUAUUAUUAUUAUUAUUACUAUUAUUAUUAUCAUUCAGUUUCAAUUCCAGUUCCCUAAGCUUAGUAGAAUAGAUUCCAGAUGUUUAACUUUGCCGGAUCUUUUGUCCAAGAAACACACCAGUAACAUUAAAAAAAAAAAUUACUAACAAAUGCUAGGUUGAUGUUGUACUGUGUGAAUCCAAUAGAUCUGCAGUGAAUUGAAAUAAUGAUAAACCAGAGUUAACGGCCAGGGAUCAGUUAUAUUUGUGACAACAGAUACUCACAGAGCGUGCCAGUCCGCGUUUAACUGCCCAGGACGUGUUGGCAGAGGUUGGUGAAGGUCGCCUAGGCUCGGCGUUGGAAAGGGGUUGUUAGUGCCAGUGCCAGUGCCAGUAGCAGUACGUGUCGGAUUUCUUUGAGUGUGUGUAUAAGGCCUUCCCCCUCUCUACAGGAAGCAAGAUAUUCCGGAAAACGUUUUCUAAGGAGGAGGCAGAAGUUGAUAAUCCCUUUUAGACGAAGAGGGAAUCAGAGAGAAGCAAAAAUUUGAUAAUCCCAUUUAAGCGAAGAGGAAAUAAGAAAAGGGCAAAAGUUUGAUAAUCUCUUUUAAGCGAAGAGGGAACCAGAAAAAAACAAGAGUUUGAUAUUUCUUUUAGACGAGGAGGGGUAGGCAAGAGAGGAGGGCCCAAUACAUCAAAAGAAAUACGACACUUAUGUAUUGCUGUUGGCAGAACCGUAGUUGCUCUUGGGUGCUGGUUAGGAGGCGUGGCAGGUAAUGGGCGUGGCAGUUAAGAGGCGUGGCAGUAUCUGUUAACUUAAAUCGUAGGUGCUAGAAUCCUCAAGUCGGUUUAAUGAUAAAAGUCUGGACUGGUAAACACAUUAACGGGAGGGAAACACUUUACCACAUGAUGCUUGAGGUAUUGUGUGAGUUUAGUUAAUAUCAUAGUAUUACACUGGUUAGUAUCAUACCAGUUGGUAGAACUCUAGUAUCCACUAAGACCGUGUGUUCAGUAUGCAUUAUAUUUUGUACUAGCUUCAUUUUUUUCUGCUAGCAUCAUAAUGUAUUUGGAGUCUUGCUAGCAACACUUUCUCGUGCUAGCGUUUUCAUGUAUAUUUGUAUCAUACCACCUGCUGGCGUCUGUGUUUCUUCUAGCUUUAUAAUUCCCAAACUAACAUAAAUUUCUUUGUUAGAAUCAUAACAUACCCUAGCGUUAUAUCCUGGGCUAGUAUUUUCGUAUACAGUUAUUAUGCCAUCUGCUGGUAUUAGAGAAUUUAAGAAUUUACUGGUACCGUGUUAUACUGUCUGCUAGCGACACUUAAGCUGGCAUUGUGCCACCGUGAGAGUUAAAACUUGACAUUAGCAAAACGCCAGAAGCGGUUCACGGAGGUCACCUUUUUGCGGUAUAAGGAUGGACGUCCUCCUCAGUACAUAAAGGGGAGAUCUCUUCCCAUGUUAAGAGGGUUGUUUCUGGCAGCCCCUUCUUAUGUUAUGACGGCUUUUCCUCUGUGUAAUGAGGGGAUAUUCCUCUCCUUGUUAGAGUGGAAGUACCUCUGCUUAAGGGAAGAUAUCUAUCAGAUUUCGGGAGGAGGUCCCUCUUUACAUAGAGUGCUGACGUCCUUCCCUGUGUUAGAGUGUGAGAUCCCCUCAGUUAGGAUUUUCGCGCCCCACUGUACAUGAAAGUUGGACCCCUCUUAAGGCUAGGAUGGUCGAUUCCACUCAACAUAAAAGCUGGACCCCCCCCUUAAUGAUAGGAUGGUCGUCAUCUGUGUGUAGAAGACAGGGUUCUCUCUCUGCUCACGAGGUGGUCUCCCAUUAGUUCCAGGGUGGUCGUGUUUCUUGUAUAAGAAAAAGAGUCUCCUGCUAUGUAAUGGUAGAAGUCCUUCUGCCCAUGCUAAAUACCGCAGUGCAAAUGAUGGUAUAUAUAUAAAAAAACACUUCUGUGCAUAUUGAUGUGUUACUCAUGUAUUUACAUGUAAUUACAAACUCGUCACAGUGUUCUUCCAGUCAGGUGUAGAGACUCCUAGUGUAGAAUUGUUAGGUGUUUUAUAUUAAAGUCAAUACCUCAUUCUGAGCUUACCUGGCAAUGUACUCUUAUUCACUUCAACUGUUACACUAAUUCUGUGAAAUGAGAAAAUAAUGUACGAAUAACAAGCUGAUGGCUAAUUAAGAGGAAAAA
This is a messenger RNA of Penaeus monodon (black tiger shrimp), 5279 nucleotides long. Its product is annotated as collagen alpha-1(XVIII) chain-like. The transcript is spliced from 12 exons. The coding region runs from base 499 to 1683 and encodes 394 amino acids. The record is from RefSeq and is a predicted model, not a curated record. NCBI's taxonomy places the organism in Eukaryota, Metazoa, Arthropoda, Malacostraca, Decapoda, Penaeidae.